Molecule: messenger RNA, 1027 nt
Organism: Polypterus senegalus (gray bichir)
Lineage: Eukaryota; Metazoa; Chordata; Cladistia; Polypteriformes; Polypteridae
Product: C-type lectin domain family 4 member D-like
Exons: 4
Coding region: 326-715 (129 amino acids)
Source: RefSeq, a predicted model, not a curated record
AGAUGGAGAGUAACAUUCGUCCUUUGGUCAAAAUUACACUGUGCUGUCUGAAGAAAUCAAAAGUUUUCAGGAAAGGCUAUCAACUUUAGAGGCAGAAUAUGCAGAGCUGAAUGGGAGCAACAGUAGACUGCAGUCCAUAUACAGAGAGCUGAAUGGCACCCAUGCUACUCUACGUUCCCAGUAUAAACAGCUCAAUCAGAGCCUAACAGCACUGGCUAAAUACUGCCCUGUAAGAGACACUUUGACACACGGUCAGAAGUGUUCUCGAUGUCCACAUAAUUGGCUGCUGAUCAACUUCACAUGUUAUUUAUUCUCCACUGAUAAAAUGAACUGGCUCAAAAGUCAAGAUCAAUGUAAAUCAGAUAGGGGACACCUGGUGAUUAUUGAGAGUGAGGAGGAACAGGAUUUUUUAACAGCAUUGGUGGAAAUGGAAGGAAGAGAAGAUAAAUCCUACUGGAUUGGACUAACGGAUCAGAACAUAGAAGGUGACUUUGUAUGGGUAGAUGAAAUGCCCCUGGACAAACAGAAAACCUUUUGGGCUAAAAGGGAUCAUGACCAUGGGCAAGAGCCAGACAACUGGAUUGAAGAGUCUAUUUCCCCGGGAGAGGACUGUGUGCAUCUACAGAAAUCAAAGAUCUACAGUGGCUGGUAUGAUGCAGGCUGUGAAAUGCAAAAGAAAAGGAUCUGUGAAGCACCUUGUUCAGUUCAUGGCUAAACUGCAAACAGGAGCAGCUGGGUACUCAACGUUAUAUUUCACUGGAGUCAAACAGUUUCUCUGAAUUGAAUAGUGGCUUUUAUUGUCUUUGCUCUUGAUAUCACAUUAUUGCAAACAAUCUGAGAAAAGACUGCUUUUCCUAAAAUGUCACCUCAAUUUAAUACGUUUAAUGUCAAAAAACAAUUGGAACAACUGAGGUUUCAUUUUAAACAGUAACUGUUUUAAUAAAUAUAAGGCUGACAUAUCAAUGCACAGUUUAAAUUGUUUAAAGGAUUUUGAAAGCCUUUGGGUUUAUUUAAACAUCAGUUACAU